Messenger RNA from Ostrinia nubilalis (European corn borer), 2700 nucleotides. It is a transcript of the gene Miga, whose product is annotated as mitoguardin. The coding region runs from base 255 to 1835 and encodes 526 amino acids. Lineage: Eukaryota; Metazoa; Arthropoda; Insecta; Lepidoptera; Crambidae. The transcript has 10 exons. The record is from RefSeq and is a predicted model, not a curated record. Gene Ontology annotation, biological process: mitochondrial fusion.
GUCAGCCAAGUGAGUGGCUGCGGGAAUUUUGAGUUGAAUAAUUUCUUCUGAGUGUUGGUUAGUUUUGUUGAACGGUCUGCGGAAAGUGGGAAUUAAUUAAUUAAACAAACAAACUUUUGACUCAUAAAAACUGUGGAAAUAAAAGUCAAGUGAUAUUGUGUUGACACAUAACCUAAGUGUUCUGAUUACAUCAAUACAUAGUCCAUGUCAGUAUUGUAAAUAAAUCCUAAAACAGUAUACAUACGAAUUACAAGAUGCAGCUGCUGAUACAAGCUAGCCCUUUAGUGAAUAAAUUAAAGCAUUGGCAUCAAGCAAUAGGUUUCAGUGAAAUACAGCUAACAACUUCUCAAAAGGUGGUUCUAUGGAGCAUUGGUGUGGUUGGGACAAGUGCUAUGGUAGUGGGAGUUCUGUCCAGAUAUUUAGCAAGACGGCGAGCAAAGCCUAUUUUAAACCCCAGGAUUCAACGAGCUAUUAAUAAAAGAAUAUCUCGAAUGAGGAGUCCCAAUGGAGGCAUGGGAUCCAUAGCUAGCAGUGGUGGUAGGAGCAGUCCUUUAGGAUUCAGUGAGAGAUUAUCACUAGCAUCGGGAUCUAUUGGAUCUGGUGGGGGUGAUGCUGCCCCUUUAUCCCCUCAACAACUAGGUGUCAUGGGCAUGGAAGCCCUAGAAACGAGUAUAAACUACUGGGAGGACGCCCUAGCAGCGUUCUCUCUGGGCGCGCGCGGCGGUGUUUCGGGAACGCUCGCGCUCACGUCGCCCGAGGAGGCAGAGUUCUGCCGCGAGAUACAGGACCUACUGCAGAACGCAUACUUGUUGCAGGAGCGCUGCGAGCUGCUAUUCCUAGACCAGCGGUCCGUGCUCUUCCGCUCCGAGAGCGGCGGCGCGGGCGCAGGCUCGGGCGCGUCGGCGGCGUCGCGGCGCGAGCGCUUGCUGUCUACUCACACGGGCUCGGAACACACGCGUCGUGACCACCACUCCAGUGCUGAGUCCUUCGCAUCGGCAGAGGACCAGGUUGCAGAUCUCAGAGACUUCGAUGACCUAACAGAAGCACUACCAGAAUUAGAAAAUUUAGAAUUAUAUCAAAUGGCGUUAAAACAACUGGACUCCGGUAUACCAUACAGAACGCUCCGAACCGAGAUCCUACAGUGCGGCUCGGACGCGGAGUUCCUGUGCAAGCUGUGGAGCGUGCGGCGCGCGCUGGCGGCCGUGUUCCGCGACGCCGCCGCCUGGGGCUGGUUCGUGGACGCCGGCCGCCAGGUGCUCACCGACCUGCUGCUGUACGCCGACAAGGAACCAAAGGAAUUUUUGGUCGCAUACGAAGAAAUGGUAUCAUGGACAUCAGACGCUGCUAACUGGUCUACCAUUGAAGACGAACUGUACAGUAAAGGCGUAAAGGCGCUGACGUUCUACGACGUGGUGCUGGACUACAUCCUGCUGGACGCGUUCGAGGACCUCGCCGCGCCGCCCUCCUCCGUGCUCGCCGUCGUGCGCAACCGCUGGCUCUCCGACGGCUUCAAGGAGAGCGCAUUGACGACAGCUGUGUGGUCAGUCAUCAAGGCGAAACGACGCUACUUGAAAUACCCCGACGGGUUUAUGUCCCAUUUCUACUCAAUAUCCGAGCACUUGCUUCCAGUCCUUGUAUGGGGCUUCCUAGGACCUCGCGAAAGACUUCGGGACGUUUGCGAAUCUUUCCAAUCAGAAAUAGUGGGGUUCAUCACUGACAUAUUUAGCUUCCAAAAAAGUAGGUACACUAAUAUAGAAGAUUUAGCAAUUGAUAUAAUGCAACACGCGCGGUCGAGAGCUGCUAACAUCACAGACAAGCUAGCCGAGAGAAACUGAUUCGAAGUAGGUCCAAUACUAAAUCUAAGCAAAAAUAGUAAUAGCACAAGUGAGAGGUAGAAAUCGUGUACAAUAAUUAAAAGUUAAUUAUCGAUCAAAAAGCUGAUUCUCACAUUCCUGACAUUGCUCGAGUGAUGGAUGACUCACAUAUACGAAAUAGCGCACCGUAAUAGCCUAAAUAUCAAAUAUAGUUAAUUUUAUAAGGUUUAAAGUGUAAUUCAGCGAUUGUUUGAUCAGUAUACAUUAACUUGCUAUUUUCAUUAAUGCCGCAGAACAAUUUUUAUAAAUAAAAAGUAGCUAUUGCUUGUUCGUUCACAUGUAGGUGCAUAAAACCGAAUCCAGAAACUUCCACACGUGAUAAUGUUCGGUACCUUUACAGGUAUAAUGUGCCAAAGGCCAAUCUGCAUUUUUAUCAUCCAUGUAAAAACAUUCACAGUCGAGUCGAUUAAUGUAAAUGUGCCCCGACUAAAUUAUCACGGAAAGCUAGCUACCUACUGAAUAAUAUCACAAAUUAUUGCCCACCUAAAUAAUAUUUAAAAAAAAUAGAUCUUAUAUCACAUGGGAUUAAAGAAAGAGAUCCUAUCAUCUUUGACAGUUUUACCUGUGAAAAUAAUGCAUUUGUUUUAUGUAAUUAACAUUUACUGUGUACGAGCUUUUAUUAAUAUUUUAUGCAAUCGCAUUCCAUUUUAUAGACAAUAUUAUUAUUAUAUUUAGAGCGCAAGCUGGCGUAAUGGUGUUCAAUAAAAUCAAUCUAAUUCAGUACAUACCUAAAUUAUAAAAUUAAAUAACUUGUUUAUCCAAAGCUGAAUCUGUUGUAUUGUUACAAAUUAUGUAUUUAUUUUGUAAAUAUAAAUUAAUAUUUAAA